Arachis stenosperma is the source of this 920-nucleotide messenger RNA. RefSeq names its product tropinone reductase homolog. The record is from RefSeq and is a predicted model, not a curated record. The transcript has 4 exons. Gene Ontology annotation, molecular function: oxidoreductase activity. NCBI's taxonomy places the organism in Eukaryota, Viridiplantae, Streptophyta, Magnoliopsida, Fabales, Fabaceae. Bases 106 to 906 code for a protein of 266 amino acids.
UUUUGUAGCUUGACAACAAAUCCUGGAUAAAUUAUAUUGUAGAAUAUAUGUUUUGGGCAGUCCAAAUUAAAGGGUUUCUCUGAGUCUUUGCUGUGAACAAGAAAAAUGGGGGAAAGGAAGCUGAACUUCAAAGAUAAACGAUGGUCACUCCAUGGAAUGACAGCUCUAGUCACAGGAGGAUCUCGAGGUAUUGGGUAUGCAAUAGUGGAAGAGUUAGCCGAAUUUGGGGCAGCAGUUCAUGUAUGUGCACGAAAUGAAGCAGAUAUUGAUAAGUGUGUGGAAGAGUGGAAAAACAAAGGAUUAAAUGUCACGGGAUCUGUUUGUGAUGUUUCAUCCCGUGAUCAACGUCAACAUUUAAUAGAAACUGUUUCUUCCAUCUUUCAUGGCAAACUCAACAUUCUAAUAAAUAAUGCUGGAACAACCAGGCCUAAACACGCCAUAGAUUAUACUUCUGAAGAUAUGACAAUUAUAAUGAGUACCAAUUUUGAAUCUGCUUACCAUUUGUGUCAACUUUCAUACCCACUUCUAAAAGCUUCUGGAUAUGGGAGCAUAGUAUUUAUGUCCUCCAUUGCUGGUUUGAAAGCUUUGCCUUAUUUUUCUAUUUAUGCAUCAACAAAAGGAGCCAUAAAUCAGCUCAGCAAGAACUUAGCAUUGGAAUGGGUGAAGGAUAAUAUUCGUGUAAAUGCUGUAGCACCAGGAAUUGUUCUGACCCAACUAUUGAAGGAUACAAUAAGAGGUGUUGAUGGUGACUGUGAGAAGGUUAUAAGUGCUAUAACGUCUCAAACUCCACUGCAACGUGUUGGAGAACCAAAAGAAAUAUCAUCAUUGGUUGCUUUUCUUUGUCUUCCAGCAGCUUCGUUUAUCACUGGACAAACUAUAGCUGCAGAUGGAGGCUUCACAAUUUAAGUUGUAUUAUCAUG